Rhopalosiphum maidis (corn leaf aphid) is the source of this 453-nucleotide messenger RNA. RefSeq names its product protein FAM200A-like. The record is from RefSeq and is a predicted model, not a curated record. The transcript has 2 exons. NCBI's taxonomy places the organism in Eukaryota, Metazoa, Arthropoda, Insecta, Hemiptera, Aphididae. The coding region runs from base 1 to 453 and encodes 150 amino acids.
AUGUUUCCUUCCUUAUCUAUUUCUAUGUCACAAGAAAGUUCCGAAGUUAUGACAUUUGUGAUGGAGCAUUUAACUGCCUUAGAAGAAAGUAUAGACAAGUAUUUUCCUGAUUUAGAUAUUUCCGACCUUGAAGAAGAAGAGGAACUCGCUGAAAUACGAAACAAUCGAACUCUUUUAUCAAAGAACAAAAAUGUUCCAUUAAAUGAAUUUUGGGUUUACGUUGAAAAAAUUCAUGAUAAAAUUGGCAAAAAAGCUCAAAAAAUAUUAUUGCAAUUUUCGACGUCAUAUUUACGUGAACAAGGAUUUUCCACUCUUGUAAACAUAAAAUCAAAUAAACGAAUGAAAAUGGAGUUCAUUGAAGAAGAAAUGAGAGUAUGUCUUUCAACUAUUCGACCACAAACAAAAGAUUUGUGUAAAAAAAAAAUAAGCCCAAGUACCACAUUAGUUUCAUAA